AUGGCGACGGCGGGCGAAGGAGGAGACCCAACCACCACAACUGCCACCUCAUCCUCUUAUGAAGGCGGCGGCAGAGAAGGGGUGGGAGGAAAGUCCCGGAAGAGGCCGUUCCGCAGAGCCCACCGUACGACGCCCUACGAUCGCCCACUCACUGCUCUCCAGGGAAUUACCACCACCGCCACCAGCAAUAACAAAUCUAGCUGGUUGAGUAAGCUUGUGGUGGACCCCGCCUCCAAGCUCAUCUCUUAUGGGGCUAACCGCUUCUUUGCCUCCGUUUUUCUCAAACGCCUCCCCCCUCCUCCCCAACCACCAGAGGCAAAUAGUGAAUUGAGUGGCGGGCUUACGGAGGCAAUUCCUAAUAAUCAAUCUGGCACAAAGGAGCUUGCCGGUGGUAAUGGUAGUCUUCUAGUGAAUCGUUCUAACAUCGGUGGGAUAUCUGAGCUUGAGCAACUGCUAAAGCAGAAGACGUUCACAAGAUCUGAGGUAGAACGCCUUACAGAACUACUACGAUCACGCGCUGAAGUGCCAGUUGGCAAAAAAACUGAAGAAGCAUUACCGGAGCUAGCAUCCGAUUUGGGAAGGCAUAAACAGUUCUCUAGUAGUCCAUUGGAGGAAGACAGAAAUGAGAAGGAUAGAUCUCAUGGAGUUAAUUCGACUAUUGUCAAUUUGAGAGUCCUUGAGGAUGAUAUUGCUUCUCCUGCCGAACUCGCGAAAGCUUACAUGGGCAGUGGGCCUUCAAAGAUAUCACCUUCCAAGUUGGGGUUGCGUGGUCAAAUUGGAGUGGAAGAUGCAAGGUUGCUUAGCAAUGUUCCAUUUACUCCAAAAUCAUCUAUAAUGUCAUUGACAACAAGAGCUGCUGUUAACGUUGGGGUUCCAGAGAAUGGUUUUAUAACCCCAAGAUCUAGAGGCAGAUCAGCAAUCUAUAACAUGGCUCGUACUCCAUAUCCCAGAUUUCAUGCAACAGCCACUCUCAAGGGAAGUGGAUCCACUAAUAAUGGACCCUCACUGUCGACAUCUCAGUCUCUACUGGAACAUGAUGUGUCUAAGCAAGUGAGCUUAAAACGAAGGAGUUCAAUAUUGGAUGAUGAUCUUGGAGCUGGUGGUCCCAUGCGGAGAAUCCGACAGAAACCUAAUCUUUUGUCUCCCAGAAUUCCUCAUUCAGCUGGUGGAGUGGGAAUGGGUUUUGAUGGUAUGCGAGGACCUUGGAAGCAAAAGCUUCCAUUAGUGGAUGAACCUAAUUAUAAGGAUUCAAUAACCGUUCGAAAGAAUGAGGAUGACAGCAUUCCAAGCACAAGUUAUACUCGUGUUCCUUCUAAAUCCACUGAGGUGGCUUCAAGAAUAUUGCAGCAUCUUGAAAAGCUAAACCCGAGGGAAAAAAUCUCAGAACCUAAACUAGUUGCCUUGCGGGAAAAAACACCCACUAAAUUGACACCAAACAUGCUUCAUGGACAAGCUCUGAGGAGCCUGGAGGACAUGGAAUCCUCAAAGUUGCUGCAGGAUGUUCACGAUGGCCGUAAGUUAGAUUGGCCCAUUGUAACUUCACCUGAUGCUCAUGACUUCGGUUCUCAAAUGAAAGGCAUAGUAGACUUGACAGGGCCAAAAGAUCUUGAUAUCCCUCAUGACAUGACUCCUGCAAUGAACAACGAUACCACAGAAUCACAGAAAAUGUCUGGGUCCAGUGUUGAAGCAGUUGAUUCUGUUGGUAAAAAAAUUGCAGCUCAGCCUUCUCAAAGGAAACACGCUUUUAGGAUGAGUGCGCAAGAAGAUUCCUUUGAGCUGGAUGAUGACACACACUGCAACGGGGUUGAACCUAGACCAUUUGCUGAAGGGAUAAUAACAACAGAAACCUCUCUUAGCAAGCCCUCACCUACUGAAGAACCAAAGCUGGACGAAAUCACACCUCUGUCAGAAGAGAAGUCAAUUCCAGGUCCUAUAUCAAACAAAAGAAGUGACGUGGGAAUUGAUGCCAUCUCGAAAGGAGAACCAAGUACUGGCCCUUCUUUUUCUGUUUCACAGGCUACCAGCACAGUUUCACAAUCAGUGGUGCUCUCCCAACUUGUCACUGCAGCUGACAAACCAAAGGAAGCUAAUGAUACGCAUCCCUUGUUCAGUUUUAGCUCCAAAACUCUUAAUGAGGUUCCUUCGUCUGCAUUCUCAUCCUUACCUUCUGACUCAUCAAGCAAAAAGCCAUUUACUUGGUCAGAAUCUAAACCAGAAAACUUCAGCAGCUUGGUCAAUGUGGCUUCUGCUGUAACAGGAGCUCAGCUGGGAAUUUUUGGUUCAGAUAAAGGUGGCCAUCUGAAUUCCCUGAUAUCUGGUGAUACUAAUGGAAAAUCUGAAACUCCUUUAUCUGUUACAUCAAACGGACCACGCUAUUCAAGUUCUCCUGCCGUCUCAGCCACUGCAGCUUCCACAAGUGAUACAAAUCAGAUCUCUACUGGGAGUUCUAGCCUUUUUACCUCUUCAACUAGCAUUUCAAACUUUGGCUCCACUGGUUCCACCACCAUUACCUCUGCUGCGUCCACAAGCAGCAUUUUUGGGUCAACUGUGGCACCUUCAUUUUCAGCUGUACCUACUUUCAAGUUUUGUUCGGCUGUGGAUCCAUCACCUGCUGCUGUUUCUCUAGCAUCAGCUACAACCAUUAUGGAAUCAAGAGAUUGGAAAACCAAAUCAGAGAAAGAUACAAAUUUUGGCAGCUCAAGUAAUUCAUCAAUUAUGGCAGUAAGCUCCGGAAAUAGCACUUUUCAACUUGGAUCUUAUGUCACUUCAACUGCAAAUAACGUUUCUCAGGGUUCUCUUUUUAGUAGUGGCAGUGGAUCACUGGUGUCUGGGACUGUUACUCAAAGCAUGCCUAUUUCAUUUGGCUCAUCUUUACCAUCUUCCAGUAUCAGUAACAAUACAUCAUUUGCAUCUUCCUCGGCCAAUUCCCAAGUGCCCAUUUCAAACAUUAAUUUUGGUUUCAGUUCUGCAGCUUCCUCAUCUGAGACCAAUGGGGUUGAUUCUGGCAGUGGGCCAGCAGCUAGUGUAUUCAAAUUCGGUGUGAGUUCUGCUGCUGCUUCAGAUGUUGGUGCAAUUAGCUCCAGCAGUGGUGCCACUACUGGAAUAUUUAGUUUUGGUCUCAGUUCUUCCUCUUCCUCCGCCAACGUAGUUGGCUCAACCAGUGGUGCCACUCCUAGUGUAUUCAGUUUUGGGAGCAGUUCUGCUGCUUCCACACCGGGAAUCAAUGCUGCUAGCUCCUUCAGCAGUGGUACUUCUGGUAUAUUCAGUUUUGGUGCAAGUUCAUCGGCUGCCUCUUCAGCUACCAACUUGGUUAGCUCCAGCAAUCCUACUACUAACUUAUUUGGUUCUAGUUGGCAAAGUCCCAAGUCUCCAAUUCUUGGUUCCACUUUCACUUCUCCAUCCCCAUCAACUGGAUUUGCCUUUGGUGCAUCAUCGUCUUCCUUCGCAGCUACAAACACUGCACCAAUGGUAUUUAAUUCGUCCACUGGGGCCUCAUCAAACCCAUUUUCUUCAUUUACUACAGCCUCAGCUGCAGCCUUAUCUUCACCAUCUCUAUCUCAUACACAGCCAGUAUUUGGUAAUCUUCCUGCUUUUGCAGCCUCUCCUGGGAAUGAUCUGAUGAAUGCCGAAGACAGUAUGGCCGAGGAUACCAUUCAGUCGUCUGCACCUUCUGUUCCCGUAUUUGGUCUACCAGCCAUCUCACCUUCUCCCCCAGGAUUCAUGUUUGGGUCAACAGUUCCAUCACAACCCAAUCCCUUUCAAUUUGGUGGCCAGCAAAAUCAAGUUCCUCCACGGAACCCUUCUCCAUUUCAGGCAUCGAGUAGUCUAGAAUUCAAUGCAGGUGGGAGCUUCUCAUUGGGCAGUGUUGGUGACAAGUCAGGUCGAAAGUAUGUGAAGGCUAGUAGAAGUAAGAACCGGAAGAAGUAG
Molecule: messenger RNA, 3927 nt
Organism: Fraxinus pennsylvanica
Lineage: Eukaryota; Viridiplantae; Streptophyta; Magnoliopsida; Lamiales; Oleaceae
Source: the annotation of a GenBank genome assembly